AAAAUAACUCACGCACGCGCUGAGCUUGAAGUCCGGCACGACGCGUACCAAAAAGUGAUCAAGCACUAAAUUAAAACGGAAAGGUAGCUCCGUCGAUAGCGCGCAGCAACGCACACCUCGCAACUCACUGCGCAAGGUCGGCCAGUCAGAGACCACCUGAAUCCUACCUGGAUCCGUCGCUUUCAGCCGAACGAGCGAACGAGAGCCGCACAAACACGUACCAGAUGUGGCGCUACCUCUGCCUCGCCACCGCCGCCUGGGCAUUGGCGCCGCCCAAGAUCAACCUCGGCGACUACCUCGUCCAGCGCGCCGUUCAGCAGCAGUUGAAUUAUAUGGCUGAUUUGAAGAACGAACCGCUCGGUAAUUGGCUCAAGGCCUUCCAGGACCACGCCCACCUCGAUAGCAAUUCACCAAGACGUUUCCCCGGCACCUACAGCGCCGCGUUCGGCCAGCUCAACAAACCGUUCCAGGAAUACUUAGUAGACAUGGGCACGGCCGAGAAAGAGGUCGUAGAGAUCGCGGUGGCCCCGCGGCGGCGCCUGUCGGCGCCUGUGUGGAAAUCAAAAUUUUAUGGCGCGUCGCGGCGCCUGCUCCAUAGCGUGAGGAUGCCGGUUCCUCGCCGCCCGACGGAGCCGGCACGGCCGCGCCAUCGCCGAGAAAUGACUUAGUGAAGAAUUGUCGGGUGCACCCGACGCACUGGUUGAUUUCCACACAGGUCGGCGCGAGAACUCGCCAAUCCGUUCCUGGCUAAGCAAGCCAUGGAAGUCUACGACGAGGUGAUUGACCCAAAGCAAGUUCUAAAAAGGCUGGUGACGACGGCCGACGUCAUGGUCGACACCUGUGUGGAAAUCAACCAUUGCGUCGGGUGCACUUGGCCGCGCUGGCUCUGUCGACCGGUGAGGAACCGGCAUCGCCACGCCAUCGAGCAGGCGUCGCGUCGAUGGCGUGAAGCUCGACGCGAAGAUUCAGCGCGAACGCGCCGUAAAAUUUUGAUUUCCACACAGGUCGACACCUGGGCAUUUCAGUUCUCUGAGCUCGAGAAGGCGGACCAGGAGCGCGUCGCGCUCGAGCGCCAGAUCGGGGGCCUGCCCGACGCGACCAUCAGUGCAUAAAUCAAAUUCUCGCGGCGCAUCUGUCGCACCCGACUCACUGGUUGAUUUGUGCACAGGCGGCCAUGCUGCGAGAUGCCGAGCUCGCGGAGGGCGGUGAAACGCGCACGAGCUGGUACACCGAGGACGAGCCGAUGCCCCUCUACGCGUUUGAGUGCUGACUCGGUGUCAAUUGUGCCUUCAAUACUUCGGGUCCGCGUCGAUGGCGUCGAGCAACGCGCCAUCGACGCGACGGUACCGUUCACACAGUCAACGAGCCUGCGACCGCCUCGCGACGCUGCGAGCAUUGGAGGCGCUCACGGAGGAGGUGCGUUCGUUGACUCCACAAAAUGCCUUUGAGAGCGGUUAUUUAAGGAGAGAGGCCAAGGCCGAUCAAGACGAUGAUGACGUGGACGAGCGCGUCGUCGAGCGGCGUCGCAAGCGCCGCGAGGAACGUGAAGCCAAGUAUGUGAAGGGGGAGGGGGACGAAAUAGCUUCGGCGGCGAAGGAUGCGGCGCUAUCGUUUCUCGAGGAGUCCCCGUCCGGCGUCGAAUGUUUCGAUCGUCCUCGCACUUCUCAAUGAGAUACGCACAGGUUUUCCCAGAAGUGGGUCCCGAAGCUGUCCAAGGGCGACCCGCGCUCGUCGCUCGAAAAGCGCUCGAAGCGGCCGCCGCCGGGCCAGUACGAGGCGCGGCCGCGCGACGCCGGCGCCGAUGCUGAUGCAUGCAUGGAGGCGCUCUGGGCUUAUAGGGACGAGUCGCCCUACCACAUCCGGGGCGGCGAGCUCGUGAUACCCGCGCGCAUGGCGUUGCGCCUGCGCGAGCUCCGCGUGGAAGCCGCGGCGGCGGCGCGGCGCGAGCUGGCGGAGGACAUCCAUCCGCAGCUCUUGGACGCCCGCGCGAAGUACACGGACUACGUCGAGCCCGUCGCGGAGGAGGUCGUGGCGACGGGCGACGACGGGUGGGAUUAGUGUAAGUAUGUCUAUGAUAAA
Messenger RNA from Pelagomonas calceolata, 2079 nucleotides. The record is from the annotation of a GenBank genome assembly. NCBI's taxonomy places the organism in Eukaryota, Pelagophyceae, Pelagomonadales, Pelagomonadaceae.